CAAAUCUUUUUCUUUGAUUGUUUUGUUUUUCUUAAUCACUGAUGAGAUUAAAAUCAAUUAAAAAGAAAAUUAUUUUGCAACUUUUGGUAAUGUUGUGAAUGGGGAAUAAAGGUGAAAUCUUAUGAAUCUCAGGUUAUAAUUGGUAAAUUGUGUUUCUCUCAAGUGAUUAUUAACAAAAAAAGCUUUUAAGGUGAUCCCCUGGUUGGAAUUGUUUUAAUUAUCAAACAUCAACUUUAACUCUUUAUUAAUGGUUAUUGUUAUUAUGGUUUUGUGGACAAAGAACAACUUUAAACAUUGGAGAUAAUUAAUAGUUGAUUAGUUUAACAAUCGACUAGUAAUUAAUCAACUAGGAAUCUCUCAAACCUCGGCUAAUUCUUAUUCUAUUCAACUAUCGACUGACUGACCGACUCCAAUCCAACUGACUUUGAUAUCUAAAUCAUUUUUAACUUGUAAUCUUUAAUAUUAUUGAUAAUUUGGGUCCCAGUUACGGACCUUAAUUUCUUAUUUCAACAUGAACAAUAAGAAAUUGAAUCGUAAUCAACAGCAGCAGCAACAACAACAACAACAACCGCCACAACCACAACCACAACAACAAGGUGGUUCUAAUCAAAUUGGUCCUCAUCAUUCAUUUUCAUCUCAACAAUUACAUCACAUUAACCAGCAUCCAUCUUACAAUGGAUAUCAACAAUAUCCCUUCCCUUUAGUGCCAUUAAGUGUUUUCGAUGAAGAUCCUGGAAUAAUGUCGGAAGUGGAAACCUCUGCGACCGGUUUUCGUCGGUCAACCAAAGCGAGGUCAUCAUUACCGAUUGUACGAACCCCUUCAAAAACCCAGGAUCGUUCACUUGGAUUGGUUUUUCUACAAUAUCGAAAUGAAACUAAACGAGCCCUUCUACCUAAUGAAAUAACCUCCAUAGAUACAGUUCGUGCCCUUUUUGUCCGCUCUUUCCCUAGACAAUUGACUAUGGAUUAUCUAGAUUCUCGCCAAGUUCGUAUCUAUAUUCACGAUACCUCGAAAAAUAUGUUCUAUGAGCUAGAAGAUCUUGCCGACAUUCGAGAUCGUUCAGUUUUACGAGUUUACGAGCAAAACGAAGCUGGUGGACCUUGGCUACCUGUUGGAACGGUCAGACCACCGGAACGAGCGAAACCUUAUCCAGGACCUCCGUUAGUUAAUAACGCUCCACCUAAACCUCAAAGAUCAUUUCAAGCUAACAUGAUGGCUGGAAAUAGUGGCCCUAACGGAGGGGCAGCCCCACCUCCACCCUCUCGGACACCACAAUCCUCUGGACUUACAAUGGUUCCUCCAGGUCGAUCACCUUCAACCUCUUCUAAUCUCGGUGUUUCAUCAACUCCAGUAAUUCAUCCAUAUACCAAUCGACCUUUACCCGAGAGGCCAUACUCUGUUGCAGGUCAUUAUCCGACUCCGGACAGAAGAUCUUUUUCCGAAUCUCCCUACUCAGGUUAUCUUUCCUCUCCAGAAAGAAGAUUACCCAAUGGAGAGAAUCUUCCCCUUGGAGCCAGAUCAUCAUUUCCAUCACCUGGCUACUCACAUCAACCACCUCCACCUCAACCUCCUAUCAACUCUUACGAUGAUAUGUAUGGUACCACAGGGGGUCAUCACCCCUCAAGAUCUGGAAGUGCUACACCGAUUAUUGAUGAAGAAGCUCGGAUCAGGGUGGAUUUCAUGGAGAGACAAUUGGCAAGCCUUACGGGAUUAGUUCAAAAAGCCUUAUCCACUCCCCCACCUGCUCAAAUCCGCCAAGCUCCUGGUUCUGGGCCUGAUCUCAAAGGAGUGGACAAGCCUGGUGUACCUAAACCAGCCCCACCACCGAAACCAGCAACUCUCGCUAAUUACCGUGGCUCAGCGGAUGGAGUCAGCUCAACAUUACCCGUCGAUAUGUACAAUCAACUGCGUCAAUUAAAAAAGCGAACCAAAGAUAUAAGAUUAGAACUUCGAAAUCUUCGUCGAAUAGCUCAAACCCAAUCAGGAAUGGCAAAGGAAACAUUAAAAGAAACUUGUUCUAAAAUAAGAACCUCAUUAGCCCAUUUGAUGCUUAAUGACCCACUGGAAAGGUCACUUAGAUUUAAUCGACUUCGUUUAUCCAAAGAUGAGGAAUCUUAUAAAUUUGAUGUUACCCGAUUAGAAAAAGAUCUUAAUGAGCUUGAAAGUCAAGUUGAAGGACUUCGUAGUAAUGUUAUUAAUCGUCGUUGUCGUGUAAAUAUGACCGAUGUUGAGGCAAUGGCCUUGAUCCUAAGUCGAGCUUCAAAAACAGUCGCUGAUCUCAAGACUCGAUAUCCUCAUCUCCAAGAAGCAUUGAAAACGAUCAUAACUCAUGAGAUGGAAAUUGUUGUUCGUGAGGAAAAAUUCUUGACAGAAGAACCCGAUAGACUUGAAAAUGCAUUAAGACGAUGUAAAAAGUUGACCGGAACCCUGGUGACCUUGAAAAGAUUGGCCUCAGUUCAAGAGCAAAGGUGUACCUCGGGCAAUCAAUCGAUAGGUAAAUUUGAAAAAGCGAUAUCAGCUGAUUCUAAUGAUGGACAUUCAUCCAAAGAGCCAAUUAUGUCAAAAAGGGCCAAUCGAGCUGAUUUGUGGAAGCGGAGUCCAAAUUUCAGGGACAGAAUCGACCUUAUGAGGGGAUUUACCUCGAUGCCAACCAAACAGAGCACGGAAUUAGAGAGUCAUACAGUUAUUCAGGUCACGCCAGCAACACCAACGACCAAAACGGACCCUUCUAACGAAAACACCUUAGACGCCCUUCUUAAUGAGCUGCAAACCUUUUCCAAGCCUUUGCCAAUGCACCAAGCUAACAAACAAUCAACUAAUCAUUUAGCCUCAGAUAGGCAACGACGCUUGGGAUCAGUUGAUUCAGGAAGAAAAUCAGUUCCCAUUCCGCCACCUCGAUCAUCUUCAAGCCAAGUAAAUGAUGGACCUGAAGUUAAACCACGUUCCUCUCUUACCAAUAACAAUAUUACCAACAAUAAGAACGCAAUUAACAGUAAUAGAAGUCUAACCACAGGUCGAAUUGGUGCCAGUGUGGUCCGUAGUAAUUCAGAGCCAACACCCUCACAAUUGGCACAGUUGCGACCCAAAUCAACACCCCCUGAAGGUGAAUCUCUUCACAAUCAUGAUUCCAAUACCUUAGGCGUUGAUGGUGAUCUCGAGGGACUCUCAAUGGUUCCUAGUAAUUCAACGACUUCACUUUCUUCCAUUGAUAGUCAAGGAUCCAUAAUAGAAACGGGAAAAUCGGGAAAAUCGCGUCAACAAUUACUAGAAGAACGUCAUUUAGAACUUUUAAGAAAACAAAAGCUCCUCCAGGAGCAAUAUACUCGAUUACAGCAAUUAUCUCGUGGCGAAUUACCUAAUUUACUGUUAAAUGAUUUAAAGAAAACUGGAAGCGAAUCAAAUAUCGUUUUAAAAUCGGCAUCAUCGUCAAAUGUUAGCGGAUCAUUAACUCAUUUACCUAAUAACAAGAAGCCCCACUCAGGGCAGCAACAACCGUUAUCAGCCCCACAACAAUCAACACCGAAAGGUUCACAAGAAUCUCGAUCAAGUAAUCAAGGAGAAAACCAAAAAGAUCAAUCAAUUAGCAAAGGAGAUCAAAACUCAAAAGGACCGAUAAAACAUGAAACUCAGAAAAUAUAUGAAACUGAUAUUCUUUAAAUUAAUUAUCAUGUUUUCAUCUUUAAUUGUUAUUAAUUAAUAAUGUAAAUUUCCCUAAAUUCCAAAUCAUCAUGAUUCCUGUGACACUCAACUGUCUUCAAAACAUUAUCAUCAACUUUUCAUGUUUAAUGUACUUGUUGUUGAUAAAUUGGCAAUAACUUAAAUUUGAUGAUUUAAGCCAACAAUUAGUUAAUAACAUUUUUACCCAAGUGUUGUAACAUUAAUCACUCAAUCCUCUAAUCUCACCACCAACAAUUAUGAUCUCUCUUCAUCUUAUCCCUUUUAAGUUUAAAUCUCCAUCUUUUUUUUGUAGUACAUUUAUCCAAUUCAUUAUUAUUCCUUGAUUAUCACCUUGAUUUUUGUCGCAAUUAACUCAAGAAUCGUUAUCAACUUUGAUCUACUUUAUUUUAUCCAUUGAAUUACUUAUCAUCAUCAUCAUUUUACCGGUUGAUCAUUAGAUUAAUCCUUUUAAUUGUUAAUCUCAUCUUGUUUUAAACCCGACGAUGGAACCAUAAUCAAUCAAACAGCUGAUGAACAAUUGGAAUUGAUUGUUAUUUUACUUAAUUGUCCAGUUUUGACUGAUUUACAUUCCAAUAAUAUCCCAACUCAAUCAUCUUCAUAUUUGAAACAAGGAGAUUUGGACAAUUAUCUUCAUCUUAAUCAUCAUCUUGUCAUCAUAUUCAUGGUUAUCAUUAGUGAAUAAGGAAAAGCAUGAAGGGCGAGAAAAACGAUUAAUCAACAACAACAAUUACUUACAAUCAACGGCGACGUUGAUAAUUUAAAGAAACGUUAAUAAUAGUCAACCAUUAUUAUAUUGCCAAGAGAUUAAUCAUCAACAAUCAAAGAGAUUUAUAUCAAUCAAAGGAAAAGGUUAUCAUCAUAAUCAUCUCAUGAAUACGAACAGAAAAUGUUAUCAAACGAAAAAAAAUCCAAGGGAAAGGAUAAGAUUAAAUUGAAUUUCCUGUAAAAGUCAAUGUAAAAUUAAAUCAACAAUCUAAACCGAGAACAAUUAACUUUUUCACUCAUUUAAUUGUACAAAUUCAAAUGAAUAGAGUAAAUAAUUUAACUGAUAACUUUUUGCAGUCAACAAAAAUCAACGUCACUCUAAGUUGAUUAGUUAAUCAACUCGAACAGUUUAUCGUAAGUUUUAAUUCACUUGUUACCCAAAGGCUCAAUUAAUUAGUCACAAUUAAAUUUAUAGUAAACAAACAACAAUAAUCACCUUUUGUAAAAUCAUAUUAAUAAUUUAAUCAUUAACUGUGAAAACAAUUAACACUUAGGAAUUAAAGUAACAAUUUAAAGCGAUAAA
Molecule: messenger RNA, 4967 nt
Organism: Panonychus citri (citrus red mite)
Lineage: Eukaryota; Metazoa; Arthropoda; Arachnida; Trombidiformes; Tetranychidae
Product: coiled-coil domain-containing protein AGAP005037-like
Exons: 9
Coding region: 512-3658 (1048 amino acids)
Cellular component (GO): cytoplasm
Source: RefSeq, a predicted model, not a curated record